ACAAACGAGAAAGAGAGAACUUUUCAAUUUGCCCGUUUGUUUUUUUUUGGCCGAGUCGUAAUCUUCGUCGACACCAAUCUUCUGGGUUUCUCGAGAAUGAGCUAUCUUCUUCCCAGGAGGAACAAGUUCUUAUCUUUGAUCAGAAGACACAACCUAAUCCUUCCGUUUAUUUCCCCUGAAACUAAAACCCUGAUAAACCCAGAUCCUCAUAUCCCCCAAUUUCAAAGCAACCCUUCUUCUGUUUUCCGGAUUUCUCAAUAUGCAACCCAAUCUUCCAAGUUCCCAGAGUACGAGAUGCCCACCGUCACAUGGGGAGUCAUACAAGGGAAGAAAGAAAAGCUCGUGAAUCGCGUAAAAAUCUGCGAUUAUCUCAAGGGAUUGGGCAUAAUCACCGAUGAAUUGGAGAGUAUCGAGCUGCCUUCCACCAUUGAAGUCAUGUGCGAGCGUGUUGAGUUCUUACAGAAGCUAGGAUUAACAAUAGACGACAUAAAUGAGUAUCCUUUGAUGUUAGGCUGCAGUGUGCGUAAGAAUCUGAUCCCUGUCUUGGCUUACUUAGAGAAAAUCGGAAUCUCCAGAUCGAAAUUAGGAGAAUUUGUUAAGAACUAUCCGCAGGUUCUCCACGCAAGUGUGGUCGUUGAGCUUGCCCCUGUGGUCAAGUUUCUCCGAGGGCUCGAUGUGGAGAAGCAAGAUCUGGGCUAUGUCCUGAUGAAGUAUCCAGAGCUGUUAGGGUUUAAGCUCGAAGGCACGAUGAGCACAUCGGUUGCUUAUCUGGUAAGCAUUGGUGUGAGUCCUAGGGACAUUGGUCCAAUGGUGACUCAGUAUCCUUACCUUUUGGGAAUGAGAGUUGGAACCAUGAUCAAACCUCUCGUAGAGUAUCUGAUUUCCAUCGGUUUGCCGAAGAAAAUAGUGGCUAGGAUGCUAGAGAAACGUGCAUAUAUCAUUGGAUACAAUCUCGAGGAGACUGUUAAACCAAAUGUAGAUUGCUUGAUUAGUUUUGGCAUCAAGAAGGAGCUACUAGCUUUGGUUAUAGCACAGUAUCCUCAAAUUCUCGGUUUACCAGUAAAGGCCAAGAUGUCUACACAACAUUAUUUCUUUAGUUUGAAACUCAAGAUUGAUCCUGAAGGAUUUGCUCGUGUUGUUGAGAAAAUGCCACAGGUUUUAAGCCUUAAGCAGAACGUGAUAAUGAAACCCGUUGAGUUUCUCUUGGGACGAGCGUUUCAGCUCGAAGACAUUGCGAAGAUGGUUGUGAGAUGUCCUCAGAUCCUUUGUUCCAGAGUCGAACUCAUGAAGAAUAGCUACUACUUUUACAAGACCGAGAUGUGUAGACCGAUGAAAGAACUCGUGGAGUAUCCUGAGUAUUUUACUUAUAGCUUGGAGUCGAGAAUCAAACCGAGGUACCAGAAGCUACAGAGCAAAGGAAUUAGGAGUUCGUUGAACUGGUUCCUCAAUUGCAGCGACCAAAGAUUUGAGGAAAGGUUGGAAGGAAACUUUAUCGAUCCAGAUACUGAAGGUCCAGUGUUCGACAUGGGUGGGAAAUUAGACAUGCCUGGUGGUCGUGGUGGUGGGAUUGUGUCUGAUGAUGAGGAAGAUGAUGAAAGUGACGAUGAAGUUCUCUAUAGACGCACUGUCACUUUGUAGAAUUAAUCAAAAGUUGUUAGCUUUGUCAAGCUCUUAUACUCUCUUGUUGUUUUACUGGACUAGAGUUUGUGGAAACGUAUUGUCUUCUUUGUUCUCAGGCAUGUGGUCAAAUGUGGAUUAGAUCAACAAGAAUACUCUGGCAAGAGUAUAUUGGGUUGGAAUUAUAGUUAU
Eutrema salsugineum is the source of this 1809-nucleotide messenger RNA. Its product is annotated as transcription termination factor MTERF4, chloroplastic. The record is from RefSeq and is a predicted model, not a curated record. Gene Ontology annotation, biological process: regulation of DNA-templated transcription. Gene Ontology annotation, molecular function: double-stranded DNA binding. The transcript has a single exon. NCBI's taxonomy places the organism in Eukaryota, Viridiplantae, Streptophyta, Magnoliopsida, Brassicales, Brassicaceae. The coding region runs from base 97 to 1638 and encodes 513 amino acids.